CAGCAGCAGCAGGAGGAGGGGCGGGCAGAAAGGCAGGCAAGAGGACACAGGCGCCAGGCGGGUGUUCUGCUGCUGUCUGACCGACAUUCAGUCGACUUAAGCGGACAGACACGGGAGACGCUGCCCUCCCCUAAGCUACCAGCCACCUUUUGGGGAGAGGGCGAGUAAGCAGGCGGCUUAGCUUACACAUUCGCUGGAGGGAAACGGCAGUUUUUAAAUGUCUUCCUGCACUUAAAAUCAAACUAGUGUUAAUUAAUUUCGACAUUUAAAAAUGUCCAUAUUACCCUUCACGCCUCCGAUCGUGAAGAGGCUUCUCGGUUGGAAGAAGGGGGAGCAGAACGGCCAGGAGGAGAAAUGGUGCGAAAAGGCUGUGAAAAGUCUGGUGAAGAAGUUGAAGAAGACGGGACAAUUAGAGGAGUUGGAAAAGGCCAUCACAACACAGAAUGUCAACACCGAAUGUUUAACGAUACCGAGGUCACUCGACGGUCGACUCCAGGUCUCGCACAGAAAAGGUCUCCCUCAUGUCAUCUACUGCCGCUUAUGGCGCUGGCCCGACCUGCAGUCCCACCACGAGCUGAGGGCCGUCGACCACUGUGAAUACGCCUUCCAUACAAAGAAAGAUGAAGUGUGUGUGAACCCUUAUCACUACCAGAGAGUGGAGACGCCAAUUUUGCCCCCUGUCCUAGUUCCAAGACAUACGGAUAUCCCUGCAGAGUUCCCACCGCUGGAUGACUAUAGUCCUUCCAUCCCUGAGAACACCAACUUCCCUGCUGGUAUUGAACCACAAAGUAACUACACACCCGAAACACCCCCACCCGGAUACCUGAGUGAGGAUGGCGAGACAGGAAAUCACCAGCUCAACCACAGCAUGGAUACAGGUUCACCCAGCCUGUCACCCAAUCCUGUGUCACCCAUAAAUAAUAAUCUUGACUUACAACCCGUGACAUACUGCGAGUCUGCCUUCUGGUGUUCCAUCUCAUAUUACGAGCUCAACCAGCGUGUUGGAGAAACCUUCCACGCCUCCCAGCCCUCUCUCACAGUCGAUGGCUUCACUGACCCCUCCAACUCAGAACGCUUUUGUCUGGGCCUGCUGUCCAACGUCAAUCGCAAUUCUGCAGUGGAGCUCACACGUAGACAUAUAGGAAAGGGUGUCAGGUUGUACUACAUUGGUGGAGAAGUGUUUGCUGAGUGUCUCAGUGACAGCGCCAUCUUUGUCCAGAGUCCGAACUGCAACCAGCGCUAUGGAUGGCAUCCUGCUACUGUCUGCAAGAUCCCUCCAGGUUGCAACUUAAAGAUCUUCAACAACCAGGAAUUUGCUGGUCUUCUUACCCAGUCGGUUAACCAGGGCUUUGAGGCGGUUUACCAGCUCACCAGGAUGUGCACCAUUCGUAUGAGUUUUGUCAAAGGAUGGGGAGCUGAGUACAGACGUCAGACAGUGACCAGCACCCCCUGCUGGAUAGAACUGCAUCUUAACGGCCCUUUACAGUGGCUGGACAAGGUUCUCACACAGAUGGGUUCCCCCAGCAUCCACUGCUCGAGUGUGUCUUAAAGACAGCCUCCUCCAGGUCACACUCACAGGCUCUCACUUGAAGUGACAUGACACUACAGCAGUAUUCAGAUCAACCUCACACACUUUGCUUCUGCACGCUCGUGUCUUCAAGUGAAGCCGCAGGGUAUUUUCUGCAGGUUUCACAUACAAUACACCUUCUGUUUCUUCAUAAACGACACGUUGUUCAUGGUGAGUACCUUGACUUUGAACUUAGUUCUUACAUUUUCAUUAAUUUCUCAGGAAAUACUUCACCCUUAUACAAACAUCAGGCUUAUUUGUAAAACGUUUUGGAAAUACAUCCAAAUCCUCUGAAUCUAUCUCUUCUCAUGUAUCAUGUUACACAACAUUUUGGAUUCUAUGAAUGAACUAAACUUUCUACCAGUGUUUAUGUCCCAGUACCACUCUUUGUAAGUCGCUGAAUUUGGGAGUUUAUUGGUCAAGCAGUGGGGAAAAACAUGAUCAAUGUGAUUAAAUAUAUAUACAGUGGAAACAAGGUAUUCAGACUUCAUCAAAAUGUUCACUCUUUUUUUCAUUGCAACUAUUUCCUAAAAUCAAAAAAGUUCAUUUUAUUCCCCAUAUUUACAAAAAAAAUUUAACUUUUUGCCAAUUUAAAAAAAGAAAAACUGAAAUAUCACAUUGAGAUAGGCACCAGCGCCCCCCGCGAUGGAUGGAUGGAUGAAAUAUCACAUGGUCAUAAGUAUUUAGAUGCUUUUCUCAGUAUUGAGUAGAAGCACCCUUUUGAUCUUGUACAGCCAUGAGUCUUCUGGAGAAUGACUCAAGAUUUUCACACCUGGAUUUGGGGAUCCGCUGCCAUUCUUUCUUGCAGACCCUCUCCAGUUCUGUCAGGUUGGAUGGUGAAAGUUAGUGGACAGCCAUUUUCAGGUCUCUCCAGAGAUGCUCAAUUUGGUUUAGGUCAUGGUUCUGGCUCGGCCAGUCAAGAAUGUUCAGAGUUAUUCCGUAGCCACUCUUUUAUUUUAGCUGUGUCCUUAGGGUCAUUGUCUUGUUGGAAGGUGAAUGUUUGGCCCAGUCUGAGGUCCUAGGCACUCAGGAAGAAUUUUUUUUUUCCAGGAUAUCUCAGCACUUGGCCACAUUCAUCUUUCCUUCAAUUGCCCUGUCCCUGCAGCUGAACUACACCCCCAUAGCAUGAUGCUGCCACUACCAUGUUUCACAUUUGGGAUUGUAUUGGGCAGGUGUUGAGCAGUGCCUGUUUUUUUUGUCCACACAUUCCACUUUGUUUAACUAACACCCAACAUUUAAUCUUGGUCUCAUCAGACCAGAUAAUCUUAAUUCAGUCUGGGAGUCCUUCAUGUGUUUUUUUGGCAAACUAUGCAGGCUUUCAUAUGUCUUGCACUGGGAGAGGCUUCCGUCAGGCCACUCUGCCACAGAGUCACUUUCUCCCAUCUCCCUACUGCAUCCCUAGUGCUCAGCCAAAGUGAUAUUUGGGCUCUUCUCCCACGAUGGCUCAGUUUGGCUGGACAGCCAGGUCUAGGAAGAGUUGUGGUUGUCCCAAACUUUUUCUAUUUAACAAUUAUGGAGGCCACUGUCCUCUCGGGAACCUUCAAUGCUGCAGAAAUUAUUUUGUAACCAUGGCCAGAUCUGUGCCUUGCCACAAUUCCGUUUCUGAGCUCUUUGGGCAGUUUCUUCAACCUCAGGAUUCUCAUUUGCUCUGACAUGCACUGACAGCUGUAAUGUCUUAUACAGACAUGUGUGUCCCUCUCUUAAUCAAGUCCACUCAGUUUAAUUAAAUACAGCUGUGUUUAAAUGAAGGAGAAUCAGAAAAAAUGGACACCAUGUGAGUUAAAUAUAUGUGUCACAGCAUAGGGUCUGAAUACGUAUGAUCAUCUGAUAUUUAAAAUUUUUUCAAAGUUCUACAUUUCUGUUUCUUUUCUGUCAAGAUGGGGUGCUGAGUCUACAUUAAUGACAAAUUUGUUUUGAUUUUGGAAAAUGGCUGAAAUGAAACAGAGUGAAGAUCUUAACAAGGUCUAAAUACUUUCUGUAACCAUUUAGUUUAAGUACAAGGUACUUAGCCCACAAUGAUUUCAUCAUAUUAAUGAGAGUUAGAUGAUUACUUUCUAAUUGGUGUUUUAAACAGCAGCACGAUUAUUAAUAAUCCUUGUAUGGAAAAAAUAUUUUGCUCAAUGAAAGAUACAUUUUAUAAGUUAUUUUUGCAUACUGUCCUGCAUAGAAGUAUAUUUUUACGAUUGCCUCAGUAUGGUUGUACAUACAUAACUAUUUAUAGCUUGUGAUUUCUUGUAGUUCUGAUUGAAUCAGUGACUCCACCUGCUUUAUUGUUGCCCUUUCUUUAGUGUUUGGUUAACUGAGGUCUAACACACACUGUAGAAUAAUGGCACAUGCUACUUCUGUUACAUAGCACAUACACUGACUGACUGAUGGGCACUCCAGCAUUUUUGCUAAAACAACAAACGUCUUAUCUCAUAGCACCAAUCUGGUCCAGGUGGAUGAAUGAUGCACUUCUUGUUGUUUACCGUGUUGAUUGUUGUGCAGCUUCUGUUGUAGUUGUGUGUAAUUUCCUUAGACAUGGUCUUUGCCAUGUUAAUAUUCAUGCACCUCCAGUACAGUCAUAACCUAUUUAAAGCAGUAACACAGCGCAUUAGUUUUUAGAGCAUUGUAUCUUCUUAUGGUCUUGCUUAAAUGUCCUGUUACAUGUGUGUUCUUUGUUCACGGGGUCAAAUAUUUGUUCUGUCUAAUAGUAAAUAAAUGUAAAGAGACAACAUA
Molecule: messenger RNA, 4285 nt
Organism: Nerophis ophidion (straightnose pipefish)
Lineage: Eukaryota; Metazoa; Chordata; Actinopteri; Syngnathiformes; Syngnathidae
Gene: smad3b
Product: SMAD family member 3b
Exons: 9
Coding region: 272-1549 (425 amino acids)
Biological process (GO): SMAD protein signal transduction; transforming growth factor beta receptor signaling pathway; BMP signaling pathway
Cellular component (GO): heteromeric SMAD protein complex
Molecular function (GO): DNA-binding transcription factor activity, RNA polymerase II-specific; RNA polymerase II cis-regulatory region sequence-specific DNA binding; I-SMAD binding
Source: RefSeq, a predicted model, not a curated record